AUGUUUACUGAAAACGACCCCGUUUCGCAGCGCAUCAACACCUACAAUGUCGUCAGAGUCCAGCGAAAACAAGCAGCCUUCAAAACCUCUCUAUGCCGCGAAUUCCUCCAUGGUCACUGCUCGUACGGCCAAAAUUGCACAUACGCCCAUGGAGUCCAAGAACUCCGCGACCCCAACGAACGCCAACAGAAGCACCCCAAGUACAAAUCCAUGCCCUGCAACAAGUUCUCGGAGUCGGGCUGGUGUCGCUAUGGCACGAGAUGCCAAUUCGAGCACAAACUCUACAAGGGAAUGCCGAAAAUGAAAUACGAUGCGUUGCUGGCGGCUGGAAGAAUCACCCCAGCGUUGGGUUUCGAGAUCGUUGACAUCCAUGAGGAUGAGGUGGCUACGGAGGCUGAGCGACUACACCGGAUGCGAGCGUCUUCAAAUGGAUCUGCUUCUGACACUUCCGAAAAAAGCCAACAAUCGACUUGGCCAUCGAACAAUGAAGGAGGGCAUAAGGAAUCGAAACUCGACGAUUUCUCCGACUGUGGUUCCGGCUCAAGCGGCUUCAACCCAUUCCGAUUCCGGGCAAGUGUGGUUCCUGAUAUCUCCUGCAGUUGGAUGGAAGAUCGCUUGACGGAGGACUGGCUGAAGGCGUGGAAACCUUUCGAGCCAACUCCUUUAGAGAUGAGCCUGGAACCGCCGCAAACCUCGCUCAGCCGUAUGAUCACCGAGGACCAGGAGCGACUCAAGGCUUUAUACAAGAUGGAUCCUCGCCCGAAGAUU
This is a messenger RNA of Mesorhabditis spiculigera, 768 nucleotides long. The record is from the annotation of a GenBank genome assembly. NCBI's taxonomy places the organism in Eukaryota, Metazoa, Nematoda, Chromadorea, Rhabditida, Rhabditidae.